UGUGAUCGCAAUGGCGCAAACACACGUGUUUUCCACGAGUGUCGUUUCUUCUUUCAUUUUGAAUUUUCGUCGGUGUCGUUCGGAGUUGAAUUUACUGUGGUAAAAUUUAAAGUAUAUAAAGUGUUUUAAAUUAGUGGAAACAUUUUUGUUACAUGGACUGAUAUAUCGCAGUAAAAAAUGUUUGUUUUAUAUGAAACGCCGGCGGGUUACGCAAUUUUUAAGUUAUUAGAUGAAAAGAAACUUUCUGAAGUAGAUAACCUAUAUCUGGAGUUUCAAACGCCUGAAAAAGCCAAUAAAUUGCUGAAAUUGAAACAUUUUGAGAAAUUCAAUGAUACCACAGAAGCAUUGGCAGCUGCCACGGCUGCAGUGGAGGGCAAAAUGUCUAAACCACUUAAAAAGACAUUGAAAAAAUUAUUCAGCGACGAAGUACAAUCGUCUUUAUUGGUCGCAGAUGCUAAAUUGGGUAAUGCCAUCAAAGAUAAAUUGGCCGUGCCAUGUGUCUAUAAUACUGGUGUGCAAGAAUUAAUGAGAUGCAUACGUCAACAGGCUGAUAGUUUGCUAAGCGGCCUACCAAAACGCGAGAUGACAGCUAUGGCACUAGGCUUGGCGCACUCCUUGUCUCGCUAUAAAUUGAAAUUUUCACCUGAUAAAAUCGACACAAUGAUUGUGCAAGCUCAAUGUCUACUCGAUGAUUUGGAUAAGGAGCUAAAUAAUUAUAUGAUGCGUGCUCGUGAAUGGUACGGUUGGCAUUUUCCAGAACUUGGAAAGCUUAUUACUGACAAUAUUGCGUUUGUGAAAACUAUUAAAUUAGUAGGCACUCGCGAAAAUAUGGGUCAUACUGACCUUUCUGAUAUUCUACCAGAGGAAGUAGAAGAGAAGGUAAAGGAAGCUGCUGAAAUUUCUAUGGGAACUGAAAUCUCUGAAGAAGAUAUUAUGAAUAUACAAUGCCUGUGCGAUGAAAUUCUUUCGAUUAAUGAAUAUAGAACGCAUCUAUACGAUUACUUGAAGACGCGUAUGAUGGCAAUGGCACCUAAUUUAACAGUGCUUGUUGGUGAAACUGUAGGAGCACGUUUAAUCGCACACGCUGGAUCGCUCAUUAAUCUGGCGAAACAUCCAUCUUCUACUGUACAAAUUUUGGGUGCGGAAAAAGCGUUAUUCCGUGCGCUGAAAACUAAAAAAGAUACACCAAAAUACGGUUUAAUUUUCCAUGCUCAACUGGUGGGACAGGCCAGUUUAAAAAACAAAGGUAAAAUGUCCAGAUCACUUGCUGCAAAGGCAUCUCUUGCCACACGCGUUGACGCUUUUGGGGAAGAGGCAAGUUGUGAACUUGGAGCGACACAUAAAGUAAAACUGGAAGCUCGUCUCCGA
Molecule: messenger RNA, 1368 nt
Organism: Bactrocera dorsalis (oriental fruit fly)
Lineage: Eukaryota; Metazoa; Arthropoda; Insecta; Diptera; Tephritidae
Gene: nop5
Product: nucleolar protein 58
Exons: 1
Cellular component (GO): small-subunit processome; box C/D methylation guide snoRNP complex
Molecular function (GO): snoRNA binding
Source: RefSeq, a predicted model, not a curated record